Molecule: messenger RNA, 1539 nt
Organism: Malassezia globosa CBS 7966
Lineage: Eukaryota; Fungi; Basidiomycota; Malasseziomycetes; Malasseziales; Malasseziaceae
Exons: 1
Coding region: 1-1539 (512 amino acids)
Biological process (GO): tricarboxylic acid cycle; malate metabolic process; fumarate metabolic process
Cellular component (GO): tricarboxylic acid cycle heteromeric enzyme complex; mitochondrion
Molecular function (GO): fumarate hydratase activity
Source: RefSeq, a predicted model, not a curated record
AUGAUUGUUGCUCGUUCUGUCGUUCAUGCCAUGCCAAAGAGCGCAGCUCUUCGCAUGCCAGCGCGCAUGGUCGGCUCGAUGCGCAUGCCGGUGCGUGCACUGUCGACGACGCGUGCUGUCGCAGAGGGAAGCAACGGCUCAUUCCGCACGGAGCGUGAUACGUUUGGUGACUUGCAGGUGCCAUCAGACCGGUACUGGGGUGCUCAGACGCAGCGCUCCUCGAUGAACUUCAAGAUUGGCGGUAAGAUGGAACGCAUGCCAGAGCCGAUCAUCUCGGCCUUUGGUGUGCUGAAGAAGGCUGCUGCCACAGUGAACAAGCAGUACGGCCUGGACCCCAAGAUUGCCGAUGCGAUUUGUGCGGCGGCCGACGAGGUCAUCUCGGGCAAGCUGCAUGACCACUUCCCGCUCGUCGUCUUCCAGACGGGCUCUGGUACGCAGUCGAACAUGAAUGUGAACGAGGUCAUUUCCAACCGUGCCAUUGAGAUGCUCGGUGGCGAACUCGGCUCGAAGAAGCCCGUGCACCCGAACGACCACGUGAACCGCAGUCAGAGUAGCAACGACACAUUCCCAACGGCCAUGCACAUUGCGUCCGUGCUGGAGAUCACAAAGGAGCUCCUGCCUGCCCUGCGCCAUCUGCACAAGGCGCUCAGGGCGAAGGAGGAUGAGUUUGCUGAUAUCAUCAAGAUCGGCCGCACGCAUCUGCAGGAUGCGACGCCCCUGACACUUGGCCAGGAGUUCAGCGGCUACGUGCAGCAAGUGUCGAACUCGAUUGUUCGCGUGCAGGACGUGCUGCCGCGUCUCCGCAAGCUUGCGCAGGGCGGUACGGCCGUCGGCACGGGUUUGAACACGUUCAAGGGCUUUGACGUGAGGGUCGCAGCUGAGAUUUCACAGAUCACAGGUGAGACAUUUGAGACGGCGCCCAACAAGUUCGAGGCGCUUGCCUCGCACGAUGCCAUGGUCGAGGCGUCGGGCGCGAUGAACACGGUGGCCGUGUCGCUCAUGAAAAUUGCCAACGACAUUCGGUACCUCGGCUCGGGUCCACGCUGUGGUCUUGGUGAGCUGGCGCUGCCUGAGAACGAGCCUGGCUCGUCGAUCAUGCCGGGCAAGGUGAACCCGACGCAGUGUGAGGCUCUGACGAUGGUCGCCGCGCAGGUCAUGGGCAACCAUGUGGCCGUGACGGUCGGUGGCUCGUACGGCCAGUUUGAGCUGAACGUCUUCAAGCCUGUGAUUGCAAAGAACCUGCUCUCGAGCAUUCGUCUGCUCGCUGACGGCGCGAACUCGUUCACGGACCACUGUGUCGUGGGCAUCCAGGCGAACAAGAAGCGCAUUGAUCAGCUGCUGAACGAGUCGCUUAUGCUUGCGACAGCCUUGAACUCGCGUGUCGGCUACGACAACGUCGCCAAGGCGGCGAAGAAGGCGCACCACGAGGGCCUCACGCUCAAGGAGUCGACUGUGGGUCUUGGCCUCUUGACAGCGGAAGAGUUUGACGAGCAAGUGCGUCCUGAGCUCAUGAUCGGACCGAACGACCCGCCGAAGUAA